Nicotiana attenuata is the source of this 3397-nucleotide messenger RNA. Its product is annotated as 1-aminocyclopropane-1-carboxylate oxidase homolog. The transcript has 3 exons. The record is from RefSeq and is a predicted model, not a curated record. Bases 181 to 1299 code for a protein of 372 amino acids. NCBI's taxonomy places the organism in Eukaryota, Viridiplantae, Streptophyta, Magnoliopsida, Solanales, Solanaceae.
AAAUCAUCUUUGUCUUUCCUUCUAAUCAAACUUUUGUGUUUCUCAAUCCUUCAUUUCUUUUUUUAGGACUUCUUAAGAGAAAUUUUUAUGUGCUCUCUUUAUUCAAAGGGAUUCAAUUGCUAGUUCUCGAAUCAGAUAUAUAUCUCUAAUUAAUUAAGAGCACCACAUCGUUCGGCCAAAAUGGAUGUCUCCAACACACAACAAAAUCUUGCAACUUCCCAACCAAACUAUGAUAAACAGAGUGAAUUAAAAGCCUUUGACGACACAAAAGCUGGUGUCAAAGGGCUAACUGAUGCUGGAAUUACUAAAGUGCCUCAAAUAUUCAUUCAUCCAGAAGCCUUAGAAAACCCCUCGAGCCCCAAAAAAACACAUUUUAUUUUCCCAUUAAUAGACCUUCAAAACAUCAAUAAAGAUCCUAUUAAGCACAAAGAAAUAGUAAACAAAAUUCAAGAUGCAGCUGAAACAUGGGGUUUCUUUCAAGUGAUCAAUCAUGGAAUUCCAGUGUUAGUACUGGAUGAAAUGUUGCGAGGAGCACGUCGUUUUCAUGAGCAAGAAAUCGAUGUUAAGAAGCCGUACUAUAGUCGAGAUGUGGCGAGGAAGGUGAUGUAUAACUGCAAUUUUGAUUUGUUUACUGAGAAAGCUUUAGCUGCAAACUGGAGAGACUCGCUUUAUUCUGUUAUGGCUCCAAAUCCUGCUAAACCAGAGGAAUUGCCUGAGACGUGCAGGGAAAUUGUAAUAGAGUACUCAGAUCAUGUGAUGAAAUUGGGGUGCAAGUUGCUUGAGUUAUUAUCAGAGGGUCUUGGUCUCAAACCUAAUCAUCUCAAAGAAAUGGACUGUGCUGAGGGACUUGGCAUUUUGUGUAAUUAUUAUCCUGCAUGUCCACAACCAGAACUUGCAAUAGGCACAAGCAGACAUGCAGAUAAUGACUUUUUCACAGUACUUCUACAAGAUGAUUUUGGCGGACUUCAAGUUUUUCACCAAAAUCAGUGGGUUGAUGUUCCUCCUAUCCCUGGAGCUUUAGUUAUCAAUAUUGGUGAUAUUCUCCAGCUCAUAUCAAAUGACAAGUACAAAAGCAUAGAGCACAGAGUGUUGGCAAAUAAAGUUGGUCCAAGAAUAUCAGUAGCAAGUUUCUUCGGCACAGGGCCAUUGGCAUCUUCUAGGAUUUAUGGACCAAUUAAGGAGCUAUUAUCAGAAGGCAAUCCUCCAAAAUAUAGAGAAACUACAAUGAAGGACUUCUUUGAAUAUUCUAGCCAGAAAGGACUUGAUGGCAAUUCUAAUUUGUCUCACUAUAGAAUCUGAAACUUAGAUAUUGAGUUGAAAUAAUGUUUUUGUGAUUUAACUAGUAAAGAAAUAACAUAUAUAUAUAUUUCUGAACUUUAAAGAAGAAAAAAAUGUCACAUUUGUAUUUUUGACCACUAGUGAUCAUUUGGUUGAAAGAAUUCAAAAAUUAAUCCAACAUAAAAUAUUCUAAAUAAUGUCACACCCCCUUUUUCACCUCACUAAACCUCCUAAAAAUAAUAAAAUGAUUUUUUGAAGCUCGAAAAGGGUUUCAAUUAACAAAAGUGACAAAAAAAUUGUGUUACGAAAAAUUUUUCAGAGUCGCCACUCAACAUAGUUUGAUUUUGGUGUGUCGAGUCACCGUUUUUUAAUAAAUGGAUUUUCUUUUUUCAAACACAUUUGACUCUAAAACUGACUGCACCAGAGAUUCAAGGUAAGGGGGUUCAUUUGACUCAGGGAGAAGGUGUUAGGCAUUUCCCGAGUCCCGUGAAAAUCAUGGUUGCAUAGUCAAUCUAGUUGGCUUUUAAAAUAUUCAACUUGAGGUAAAAAUAAAUACAGAAAAGAAAAAUAAACAUACAAGAGGCUCGAGGUCGUUCCCACCUAAUAAAAGAAAAAUGAAAAUAAAAAUAAAAAUAAAAAUACUACGAGUUCUAUUUUCGGCCUCCAAAUACAAAUACUUCGGGGCAUAUUCCGGAUAAAAAUAUAUACAAAUCUCGGGGGGCAUUCCCUGGAUAAUAAACUAAAAGGGAGCGACCUCCCAACUCGAAUAAAAAAAUCCUAAGGUUUGCCUACCCGAGUGUUAACGGCCUAAAUAUGCUCCUACCGACUUUAAGCAAACAAGAUAAAAUAAAACAAAUUGUUCAUGGGCGUAAUAUUUGAUUUCAUUUAGUAUUACCCCAAACCCCAUGGCCAUAUAACUCUUUAACAGUUCAUGCUACCAAAUCUAUCCUUCGUCGAUUUUGGAUCACUUUUCUGCACAAACAUUCUCAUCCCAACAAACACACUUUAGGAACUAUACGAACAGAUAGCCUAUAUCCGGAUAUUCAUCAAAUGAAAUUAACUAAUAAAUAAAUUACGCACAUAUAAUAGCAAAUCAGAGAAAUUGAUUAAAGCAAGGACUGAAAAAAAAUGUCAAAUUAGGAGAAGAAAAAGAAAUGGACCUCAAUUAAAGUAAGAACUUCUCCAAUUUUAAUUAACCUCCAGCAAGAUGUACCAAAUGAUCCGAUCUAGCCGUCAAUGCAACAAUGAAUUCCAAUUGAAAUAUGACCAGAAAAAGAAUAAACCACGACCGGAACCCGGAUCCGCAACCUCGAACGAAGACCUCUGUUAAACUCUAACUCAAGAAAUCAGUAAUUUGUUUUGUGGGUGUUAAUUAGUGCUUUUGGAAGAAGGUUUGUGAGCAGCAUUAACGGAGUUUUCUGGCGAAAGAACAUUGACCGCAGGUGGUCUACAUAGUGUGAUUUUUGGUUAAUAGAGAUGUAAUUUUAGUGAAAAAUUGAUGAAGAGGGUGAGAGUAUUUGGGGACUGAUUUCAUGGAGCAAAUCGUUCCUCUUCUCCUUACUGCGCGUGUGUGUGUGUUGCGGCUGUGAGGUUUUGGAGAGGAGGUUGAGGGUGCCGUUAGGAGAUCGAGAAGGGUAGGGUGUGCUAGGUUUCCGGCGGGUUUUUUUUUUAGGGUGGAGUGGAGGCCUUUUCUUUGGUGGAGUGCGGCGGCGGAAUGCGUAUUUUGGCGGAGUUGCUGGAGGCAGAGGGUCUUGGAGAGGAUGAUGCGGCUGGUCUAGGUUAAUGGAGGUUUGAUAAUGUUCUCUUGGUUGAGGAUGACGACAGGAUAUGGGGUGGUGAAGAGGGGCAGUGGAUGGCCGGCGACAGAGGGUGGUCGUUUUAGGGUGGCGGCUAUGGUGUUUUGUGUGGUCAAGAAGAAGGGUUUUUCUCCUAGGUUAAUGAAGGGGUGGACGGUGUCACAGGGGCAUUUUUUGUCCUUCGAAAACACUGCUCGCUGUGCGGCAGUCAAGUCCAUACUUGGCUCAGCCUUUGCCCGAUUUUCUUUCGCUUUCGAGAUUUGGCACUUAGAAUAAUUUCAAGGAAACAUAAAUAAAUAAAGGCUCAAGCAGAUUUAUGGGAA